CGUAACUCGGCGGGGUCCCAGCCUGAGACGCUGCCCGCACUGCGGAGCUGAGCAACCGCUUUCCUGUGCCUGCUUCUGGCUGUGUCUCGCCGCCUGCACCUGCCGUCUAGUGUGCAACAGCCUGGCCUCAGCAUGGCGGACCAGACGCCCUUCGACACGAAUAUCAGCACCCUGACCCGCUUCGUCAUGGAGGAGGGCAGGAAGGCCGGUGGCACGGGCGAGAUGACCCAGUUGCUUAACUCGCUGUGCACCGCCGUCAAAGCCAUCUCCUCCGCUGUGCGCAAGGCGGGCAUCGCGCACCUCUACGGCAUUGCUGGCUCUACCAACGUGACCGGGGACCAGGUGAAGAAGCUGGACGUCCUCUCCAAUGACCUGGUGAUGAACAUGCUCAAGUCAUCCUUCGCCACUUGUGUCCUUGUGUCUGAAGAGGAUAAGAACGCCAUCAUCGUGGAGCCGGAGAAGAGGGGUAAAUACGUGGUCUGCUUUGAUCCCCUGGAUGGAUCAUCCAACAUUGAUUGCCUUGUAUCGAUUGGAACCAUCUUCGGCAUCUACAGGAAGAAAUCCACUGGUGAGCCUUCUGCAGAGGAUGCUCUGCAACCAGGACGGAACCUAGUGGCGGCUGGCUAUGCACUCUAUGGCAGCGCCACCAUGUUGGUCCUUGCCAUGGAGAGUGGUGUCAACUGCUUCAUGCUGGACCCGGCCAUCGGCGAGUUCAUCUUGGUGGACAAAAACGUGAAGAUCAAAAAGAAAGGGAACAUCUACAGCCUCAAUGAGGGCUACGCCAAGGACUUCGACCCCGCCGUCUCUGAAUACGUCCAGAGAAAGAAAUUUCCUCCGGAUAACACGUCCCCGUACGGUGCACGGUACGUGGGCUCCAUGGUGGCAGAUGUCCACCGCACCCUGGUCUAUGGUGGGAUCUUCCUGUACCCAGCCAACAAGAAGAGCCCCAAUGGAAAGCUGCGGCUGCUUUACGAAUGCAACCCUAUGGCUUUCGUCAUGGAGAAGGCAGGCGGAAUGGCUACCACGGGCAAGGAAGCUAUCCUGGACAUCGUGCCCACUGACAUUCAUCAGAGGGCACCAGUCAUCCUGGGGUCCCCAGAUGAUGUGAAGGAAUUCUUGGAGAUCUACAAAAAGCAUGCAGUCAAAUGAAAAGCCCGCACCGCUCUGGGUAUGGAGAAUUUACCUCUUAUCUGGACCUCCUAUUUCACGUGGGUGUUGCACCACACUGGCCCAGCUUCAUACAUUUCUAGACAGCAGGUGGCAAAAAAAAAAAGCAUGGAUAUUUCCACCCACCAAUGUUGAGCCAUGUCUAGACAUUGCCUAAUCAAAAUACUCUCUUGAUAAUGCCACUAGUGGAGAAAAGAUCUACUUUGAAUAGAUGGAGGAAAAAUAAACAUAUUAUUCAUUUAAAAAUA
Molecule: messenger RNA, 1415 nt
Organism: Ochotona curzoniae (black-lipped pika)
Lineage: Eukaryota; Metazoa; Chordata; Mammalia; Lagomorpha; Ochotonidae
Gene: FBP1
Product: fructose-bisphosphatase 1
Exons: 7
Coding region: 133-1149 (338 amino acids)
Biological process (GO): fructose 1,6-bisphosphate metabolic process; gluconeogenesis; sucrose biosynthetic process
Cellular component (GO): cytosol; cytoplasm
Molecular function (GO): fructose 1,6-bisphosphate 1-phosphatase activity
Source: RefSeq, a predicted model, not a curated record